Aspergillus sclerotioniger CBS 115572 is the source of this 1002-nucleotide messenger RNA. RefSeq lists its product as uncharacterized. The transcript is spliced from 3 exons. The record is from RefSeq and is a predicted model, not a curated record. The annotation marks the transcript as partial. NCBI's taxonomy places the organism in Eukaryota, Fungi, Ascomycota, Eurotiomycetes, Eurotiales, Aspergillaceae.
GAUAGAGAGCCCCGACGCAGCAGAUUCUAUAGACAGAUAAGAACAGGCGCUAGAGCCAGACUCCGCUGGCCCCACGAAAAACAACACCAGCUUAUGCACUGGUGGUGGCAAAGUAUGCCUCUGGUGCGCGGAAGAACAAACCACCAAUAUACAGAUUAUACAAGACCUGAAUUUGAGAUGCAAUUUAACGAUGGCUUAAGGAGAUCGAACAGACAAAUUCCUCGAAAACUGAACCAAAGAGUCAAAUCCCGCUCUUAUAUUGGUAGUCUAAUAUCGACAGCCAAGGCGUCAAUUCGAAGUUAUUUCUGGCCGGUCUAUUUGCAGAUGGCUCUGGACCAUUCUGCCCGGAGGAUGUCUUCCAGGAGAAGUUCUCUAAAUACAUUCCAAGGCAUGCCCACAUUGAAAGAAGCCAUCUCCUUUCAUAUCGACAUUCAUAUCGAUGCUGUCGCCAGCCCACAACCAUUUCGGAACAAUAAAGGCGGUACUAUAUCAAUUAUUAAUCCGAAAAUGCUUGAGCAGCGAAGACAUACUACCAUCGAUGAUAACCUGGAUCAAGUGCUGUUUAUAGGCUCCAACCCAAGGCGUCGGGAUGCCUCAGAGGCCGAGACCAUUAUUUCUAUGCAGGAGGGGUUCAAUGACGGGGACUAUCUCAAUGACGAUGCCUAUAAGAAGCUUAUACGGAACUGGUAUGAUAAUGGUUCAGAAGCUAUUCCCAUGAUUAAUGAAAGACCUGCAAGACGUGUUCUUAAUGAGACCAUUCUCCAAGACGCGGCUGGUGAUGUGUACUUCAAUGGACGAUGUCUGCUUAGCACUGAACAAUACUUAGGGACCUAUAUGCCCAAAUGGCCUAAAAAACUCGUAUGGAUCGCAAAUGAGACAGGGGAUAUCCUAUUUGAGAAGGUCAAUUGCAGUAAUUCCGGUACUCGUAUCACCACUUGCACUUUUAUUGAUCCAGUAACUCACACCAAGUUCUUUAAAACUUCAGCUGCAAAACGUAUUUGA